This is a messenger RNA of Chara braunii, 705 nucleotides long. The record is from the annotation of a GenBank genome assembly. NCBI's taxonomy places the organism in Eukaryota, Viridiplantae, Streptophyta, Charophyceae, Charales, Characeae.
UGGUGGAAUGAAGCACUUCGUCCGGGGAAGAAGCGAGGGCCGAUUGCUAUCGGGUCUACACCAUGCAUAGAUGCGCAUGUCUGGCCGCGGACGACGCCGAUGGUCUCCCCGCGUGUCACCGAGAGGGUUGACCAACACCUGAAGAGCGUGGUGGACCACAACCGACAGGAGGUUGAACUGUUAAAGGAGACAAGGCUUCGUGAGGAUAACGCUCGUAAGGAAUCGGAGAAGGAGGUUGAAAGGCUUAAGGAUGAGAUCGCCAAACUUCAAACCAGUCAGAAGAAAGGAGGUACUAACCCGAAGAGACGGAUGGAUGCUGCCGCUGGAGCCUCUGCCCUUAAAGGGAAAGGUGUUGUUGUUGCCUCUCCUGUUGUUUUGACCAGCCACCGCGAAGCUGUCUUGAAGGCUGCGCAGCGGGAUCUUCGUGUUAUAAAGAAAGAUGCGGUGACUAGAAUUUGUGAGGAAGAAGGUGUGUCGUAUACCACCCUGGACUCGACGAAGGAGGCAAUUGCGCAAGCUCGAACUUACAAAGCCGUUGCGGAUGACGAAAUCAAUAAAGAUCUAGGUAAGCCGGAUUCUGUCGUCGAGGUUACCGAGGAUGAGGAUGACUCUGAAAAAAGCGGGGGGUGUGACUCGGCGGACUCUUAGGGUCACCCCCCGACGCGGCUCUCUUGUGGGGUUUAGUACUCUUUUGCUUAAGAUUAC